AACACAAUUGUUGCUCAGCGCAAUACGUAGAAUGGUCGCGGUUCUGCCCAAAUGUUAAAGUUUUGUUUUUCUGUACUGCUUAUCUUGCGUCUUGUUGCCAGAAGAGCCUCGAUAAAAAUCCUCUGUUAAAUCGAAACGCAGUCGAAGUGUGUAUUCCUAGAAACGUUAAGCUAGAAGUACGGAUGCAGGGGAGCAUUCGCGGUACCGAUCUAAUUGUCAACGCCUUCUACGAUUCUUUGUUGUGUUGUUGCGAGCCGUGACGACUUUCUUUCUGUUGCCGUCUUCUGAUAGCAUGAGAAUGUUUGUGGAGCCCGUAGAACAUGUAGGGUAGAAUUAGUCAUCAGUGUUUCGACAUAGGCUGGAAAGUUUGCGGUUAUAUACAGCAUCCAACGAUUACCAAAACGUGUAUCGAACUGUAACAACACUUUAUUAGUUUAACAUGCCGAGAGAAAAGCGUUUAAUAGACAUCGAUAGCAGUGAUGAUGACAAUAUCGAGGCGGCCAGUGUUCGCAAUCGGCGUCGUUCGCAGAAUGAACCAACAGACUACAAUAUUCCCGUCACGUCUGAAGCAGAUGCCGAUCCUGCGUUUAACUUAAAUAGGAGGUCCAAGGAAACGUCCCAGUAUGAGAGCCUGGACUACGAUGUGUGUGAGAAUGUUCUGUGGCGUCGGGAACAGACGAAGAUCAAGCCUAAGUUCACAGUACGGAAGGAUUUCUCCCGUUGGGUAAUAUCGCUGCAGAUCGGUGUCUGCACUGCGCUCGUUGCGUGCUGCAUCAACAUCGUGAUCGAGGAGGUAUCGCGGCUUAAGUACGGUUUCCUGAAGCACCAAGUGGAUGAAAAUGUGCUACGAGGUGAUCUGAGCAUUCCCUAUCUGUACUGGUCGCUGCUAAAUCUCAUACCGGUCAUCAUCGGAGCCACGUUGGUCGCUUACGUUGAGCCAGUUGCUGCUGGCAGUGGCAUACCGCAAGUGAAAUGCUACUUGAACGGCGUGAAAGUACCACGAAUCGUGCGCAUCAAGACGUUAGCUGUGAAGGCGGUUGGUGUGGCCACAUCCGUGAUCGGUGGACUGGCCGGUGGAAAGGAAGGACCGAUGAUUCACAGCGGUGCGGUCAUAGCGGCCGGAAUUUCACAGGGUAAAAGUACUACCUUUCGGCGCGAUUUGAAGAUUCUGCAGCACUUCCGUGAUGAUCACGAAAAGCGUGACUUUGUGGUCGGAGGUGCCGCAGCUGGUGUAGCGGCUGCUUUCGGCGCACCGAUUGGUGGGAUCCUGUUCUCACUCGAGGAGGCGGCCAGCUUCUGGAACCAGAGUCUUAUCUGGCGUACGUUUUUCGCAUCGAUCAUCAGCUCGUUCACGUUAAACCUUAUCCUGUCGGCAUAUCACGGAGUGAGCAGCUUCCAUUACCGGGGCUUGUUUAAUUUGGGCGAAUUUGCACCGCUCCCGUUCGAGUACUUCGAGCUGCCAAUCUUCAUGCUGAUGGGCGUAAUGGGAGGUUGCUCGGGAGCACUGUGGAAUGCAGUAAAUAGCCGAAUAAAUAUGUUUCGGGCGCACGCUCUACAGCAACGUUGGGCAAAGGUGUUGGAAGCUGCCUUUGUUGCCGUUCUGGGUGCAACGUUUGCCUGUAUAAUGAUUUACACGAUCAAUGACUGUCGUCCGCUGGGAAAUGAUCCGACCGAGCAUCCGGUGCAGCUGUUCUGUCAGGAUAAUGAGUAUAAUGCGGCUGCUGCACUGUGGUUCCAAACGCCCGAGGCAACGGUGAAGGCACUAUUCCACGAUCCACCCGGAUCACACAAGAUCCUUACGCUGGCAGCGUUUGUGCUCAUCUAUUAUCCACUGUCGUGUGUAACGUACGGACUAAGCGUUUCUCUGGGCAUUUUCAUUCCAACUUUGCUAAUUGGCGCCGCCUGGGGACGUUUGAUGGCGUCCUUUACAGUGCUCGCAUUUCCUGCAUCGAGUGCGUUUGUUUCUCCUGGAAAAUAUGCUCUGAUUGGGGCAGCCGCCCAGCUUGGAGGCGUAGUUCGCAUGACGUUGAGUUUGAGCGUUAUUUUGCUGGAAACGACGGGAAAUAUUGGAUUUAUUUUACCCAUCAUGCUAACGCUGAUGACGGCCAAAUGGAGCGGAGAUUAUUUCAAUGAGGGCAUCUACGAUAUCCAGAUUCGCACAUCCCGCGUGCCUAUGCUACCGUGGCACGUCGAGCCGGAGUAUCAGAAUCUUUCGGCCCGUCACGUCAUGGCUCGACCGGUGGUGUGCGUACGGAUGGAGGAGAAGGUUCAAUACCUGAUGGACAUACUAAAAAACACUUCCCACAAUGGUUUUCCCGUGAUUGAAGACGGUGAUGAUGGUUCACGCGUCAACGGACGACUUAUAGGAUUGAUUCUGCGUUCCCAGCUGGUGGUGAUAUUGAAGCACAGCUAUUACCAGGAAGCGAGCAGCUUCUGGGAAUCAACCGUCAGCAUUGAAACGUUCCGCGAUGCAUACCCGCGUUAUCCAGCCGUGGAGGAUCUGCACGUCAAUGAGCAUAAGAGGAGCGGAAAGUUCUCGGUAAACAUGGAAAUGUUCAUGAACCCUUCGCCGUACAGCGUGGAGGAGGGUACAUCAGUGCCACGCAUCUUCCAGCUAUUCCGGGCCCUUGGUCUGCGCCAUCUUGUCGUGGUGUCAUCGGAAAACCGCGUGCGUGGCAUUAUUACGCGCAAGGAUUUUUUGAAGCAUCACUAACUUCUCUCUACAUAUGUUUUUAUAUGCCAAAAGUGAAUGCGAUGUUGUGUUUUGUUUUACUGAGUAAGUGCCCAUGAAGAGGGUGUAGUUUUACUUUAAGGACUAAUAGUAGCGUAGGAUUAGUUGCAGGCGUAUACAUUCGGUUGAAGAAGCGUUUCUCAAUACUGCGUAUGAAGCUGAAUAUUUGAUAGGUAUGUGUGCCUUCAUCUUGAAUGAACUGGAACUGUAUAGAGAGAAUGCUGUGAGCAGCUUUUUUGAAAGGCGUUUAGAUUGUUGUCGUUUACAUGAUAUUCCCUGAUUCUUCAAGAUUGAUAAAGAAUAAUUUUA
Messenger RNA from Anopheles moucheti, 3040 nucleotides. RefSeq names its product H(+)/Cl(-) exchange transporter 7 (gene ClC-b). Gene Ontology annotation, molecular function: voltage-gated chloride channel activity. The transcript has 6 exons. Gene Ontology annotation, cellular component: intracellular membrane-bounded organelle; lysosomal membrane. NCBI's taxonomy places the organism in Eukaryota, Metazoa, Arthropoda, Insecta, Diptera, Culicidae. Bases 440 to 2713 code for a protein of 757 amino acids. Gene Ontology annotation, biological process: transmembrane transport; chloride transport. The record is from RefSeq and is a predicted model, not a curated record.